Molecule: messenger RNA, 585 nt
Organism: Acromyrmex echinatior (Panamanian leafcutter ant)
Lineage: Eukaryota; Metazoa; Arthropoda; Insecta; Hymenoptera; Formicidae
Product: protein CWC15 homolog B
Biological process (GO): mRNA cis splicing, via spliceosome
Cellular component (GO): catalytic step 2 spliceosome
Molecular function (GO): RNA binding
Source: RefSeq, a predicted model, not a curated record
AAUUCUAAAAAAAAUUGUUCACGAUGAAUUUCUCUUAAUACUAAUUUUGUUUUUCUACAGAGAACAUGGUCAAGGAACAAUUGAGGAAUUGCGAAAUCGACACUUCAGAAAGGAAUUGGAAGAAAGAGAGUGGAUAGACAAGGAUAAAGGAUCAAGCCGUCGUGCCAUUGAACCAUCCAGGGAAUCAACUGCAUCCAGUGCAAAAAAACGAAAGUUAGAUCAAGUUCCUUUCGCCAGCUUAGAUGCACUUGAUGAUGAAGAAUCAGAUUCUGAAGAUGAUACUGCUGCGCUUUUGGCUGAACUUCAGAGGAUCAAGAAAGCACGAGUAGCAGAACAAGCUAAGAAAGAAAUGGAGAAAGGCCGUAUGGAAAAUAUCCUUUCAAGAAAAUGGGACGAUGUCGUCUUUAAAAAUUGUGCACGUUCCGAACCGAAGAAGAAACAUGAUGUUUUUAUUAACGAUUCUGUACUAAGCGAAUUCCAUUGUAAAUUUAUGACGAAAUAUGUUAAGUAAUUUAUUAAUUAUAAGCAUCAACAUAUAAAAUAAUUUUAGGCAUUGUAAAUAAUUUUUUUAUUGAAUAAAAAUUU